UUUUGUCUUCACGUUUCUUGUCAUUGGUAGUACUAACAAUUUGUUGACAGGUAGUUAACGUUUCUCGUUGCGAAUGGUUUCAGCAAAAUAAACCAGGAUGAGCGCCGUUAAUCUGCGCCAACAGAAAUUGGAGCAGCAGCGUCAAUUGAUGGAACAGAAGAUGCGCCAGAAAAGGCAAACACUUGGUAUGGUUCAAGCCUCAGACGCCCGUGCUUCUUCAGCUAAAGGCCCAAAUGGGUUUCAGCCGAGGCUUUCGCUCCCAUCACGAGGAAGAGAACUGCAUGGAUAUGACGGGCCCCUGCAGUUCACAAUGGAGCCAGGGAAUCCAGAUCUGGUGAUAUCAUUACCGGCGAAUGGUUCAGAAGCUUCACACCGCGAGGAAAACGAUGUUUGUCAAGUAGAGACUUUGCAACUAGGGGAUCAGGACCAAGAUGUUGAAGAUGAAGAAUCUACACCAGUAUCUCCACCAACCCCAGUCAACACCUUGGCCCUUGCUGUGGCACCAUCGGCUGAUUCAAACUUCAUCACACUCAGCUCAAAUGAGCGGGAAAUAGAAGGUGAUGUUGAAGGAAGCCUGGAGACUUUUGUUUUGGAACCAGGAACUCAAGGUGUUCACUAUAAGUGUAGAAUAACAAGGGACAGAAAGGGAAUGGAUCGUGGCUUAUAUCCAACAUACUUUUUACAUCUCGAGCGUGAUUAUGGUAAAAAGGUGUUUUUGCUAGCUGGCAGAAAACGUAAGAAGAGCACAACAAGUAACUACCUCAUAUCUACAGAUCCAACUGAUUUAUCAAGAACUGGAGAGUCCUAUGUUGGGAAGUUAAGAUCCAACCUGCUAGGAACUCAUUUCACAGUUUAUGACAAUGGCUAUUCUCCCAAAAAAGCUGAGUCAAAAGAGGAUUGGAAACGUUCACCUCGACAGGAAUUGGCUGCUGUAGUCUAUGAUACAAAUGUUCUUGGCUUCAAAGGUCCAAGGAAAAUGACAGUUAUUUUGCCAGGGAUGACUCAGGAGCACAAGAGGGUACAAAUCUGCCCUCAAGAUGAACAUGAAGGUUUGCUGGAGUGCUGGCGAAAUAAAAAUAUGGAUAAUCUCAUAGAGCUUCAUAAUAAAACACCAGUAUGGAAUGAUGACACACAGUCAUAUGUGCUGAAUUUCCAUGGGAGAGUCACUCAGGCAUCAGUAAAAAAUUUCCAGAUUGUUCAUGACAGUGAUGUUGAUUACAUAGUAAUGCAGUUUGGUCGUAUUUCCGAAGAUGUCUUCACGAUGGAUUACCGAUAUCCUAUGUGUGCACUACAAGCGUUUGCUAUUGCUUUAAGCAGUUUUGAUAGCAAGUUAGCGUGUGAGUGACAAUUUAGAAGCAUGCAAAGUUACACGAUAAUCGUACAUUAUCAAACAAUGGAACCCGAAGAUAUGAAGAUGAAUAUGCUGUAGCAGUAUGCAGGAAAGAAUGUUACUUCUUAAAUCCACGUGAUUGCAUUUUUACAAUUUGCAGUACCAGUCAUCACAAGAUAGACACUGUUGUAUGUGCCACGUGUGUGGCUGGAGCACGCACAAUCAUUGUACACUUUGAGUAGAACUGCUAGUUUGUCUUUUUUAAUGUAUGUGUGCUGUGUGGAGAUAACAGUAUUUAUAUUUCAUACGUAUGUGACCUUUAAGAUGACGGUUUCUAGUCCUAAGCAAAACAUGAUACAAUUUAUAUUUUUUUAAUGGUAUUUUAAUGACAUAUGAAGACUUGAUUUAUGUCACAGUUCAUAAUAUUUGUGUAUAAUUUGGCAUGCAGUUGCUUGUCAGUCUGCAGCAAAGUUAAGUAUAAAGUUGCACAUGUCAGAAAAGUCUUUCAAUAUUUUACCUCUCAUAAGAAAAUAAUGCCAUUGCAUGACAGGCCUAAAUAUAACGAAUCUUUGUCACGUCUGAUUUUAAUUUUAAAUUGCAUUGUUAAUACUUUCUCAAAGCAAUACGCACUAUUUUAAUGACACUUUUGUCAUGUUGUCACCUUGUGAAUCUCUCGAGAGUAUACUUGUUGCUAUGUGAUUAUCUGUUGUGUGUGCUAGACGUAAGCCUACUGAUUUAAUAAUGUGCUGAAGCACUAUAUUUCAUAACUAAUGGAAUUUAAAUGGCCCCCAUGAUAUAUGAAUCUGUCUUAAGCAUCUGUGUUUUAAAGAAUUCAAAUCUUGUUGUUUAUAAUAUGCACUUGUAUUGCUCACUGUACAUAUUGUCAUAUUUCAUGUGUACUUUCGUAAGUAGGUUUUUAGUGAUCUAUCAGUGUAUAUAUGACACAAUUGUUCAUUGUUGUUAUUUUUUUACAUUUCAAGUGGUGUAAUCUCUCUGUUACAACAUUUAUACAUCACUCUUGCAUUUAUAUACAGUACCACCUUUUUUUAUUAUUUUUCUGCAUUUGGCACUUGGGAGUUUAUGCCCAUAAGUGUGAUGCGACUCAUUCUGUUUAUUUUUCUAUUAUUCUGGUCAGAAGACGUAAUGUAUGCUGUGUCUUUAGCUGUAAAUUAACUUUAUUAUCAAACAUAUAUCUACACAUAUUCUGCAAGCCCUCAUUUGUUUAUUCUUUUCCCUGACAAGUGAAACCUCUGAUAAUACUGUCCUCAUAAUAGAAUUUUAUCCAGGAUACCUAUCUUUGUUGUAAUACUUCAUAAACCAUAACCAUUCUAGUUGUUGUGUUAAAUUUUAUUUACAGGCAUGGGGAAUUGUUCUUAAAUGUAAUAACUUAUAAGGUGCAGUAAUUUAUCCAUGGCUCACCAUAUUUAAUUGUGAAAAAAGAACUGUAAUUUACUUCAUUUGUAAAACAAUGUCUGUAAAGCCAGUGUGUGUGAAGUUUUCUGAGAUACUGGCAUGGAUAAGUGAAUUCCUGUUAUUUGAUUAGUGUCUUCAAGGCUGUACAUCAUGUCCAUAUUGCCAUAGUUUGUUGCCAGUUAAUACAAUUAAUGCUUCUAAAGUUUUAUUAUUUGUACAGUACCGAAAAUUUGUGUAUGUAGUGAAAAAAUAUGAAACAUUGACUUUGUGAAAAAGUGCUUGGUACCACAAAGGCCGUAUGUAUUCAUGAUUGUUUCUUUCUCUGAUAGAUUCUGAGGAAUAUCCUUUCAAGGUGUGGGAAUGGGCGUUGGAAAAAUUUACACUUGAUACUCAUAGUAGUCCCCAUUUGUUUUGCACUUAUAAAUACUAUGACCAUCAACUUGUUACACUGAAAAACACAACCAGAUAAAGAAAACACUUGUAUUUUAGUGAUGAGAAACAUGCAAAUGAUUCGUCCAUAUACCUAAGUUUUUAGGUAGCUACAAAAUUAUGACAGGGUUAAUGUCUUUUUUAUAUGCCUUUAUUUUUAUGUACUGCUGACUAUAAUUGUAAGCGGUGUCACCAUAAUUAUCAAAACUGCCAUGGAAAUCAUCAAUGUUGCUAUUUUUUGUUGGCUUCAGGCUAAAUUCCACACUCCAUCUGUAAAUUAUAUCCUUCACAACCAGGUAAUUUGAUCUCUCCUCUUUGUUGAUCUGGGCUAACUGUAACACUUUGUGAUCUCUGUACAGAAUAUCAUCAAAGACUGAAUCUACUUUAAUUACUAUUACAAUAACACUCUUUAUAGAUGUAUCACUCAUUUUUUUGUUUCCCUUUUUUCCACAUUAUGUGAACUUCUUAUGCUGUAUUGGCUAGUUGUAAAACCUGUGUCAUAAAACAUUAAAAGGUACAAGCAAAUUACAAAUUUCCAACAAUUCUUUGUCUCUGAAUACUAAAUUAAUUUGUAAUAACUAGUUUUCUUGUUCUUUACUGUAACAUUGUCUGUAUUUUUGUAUAUGCCAUUCAAUCACUGUUCAUUGGCCUUCCAUUUUCUUUAUUCACUGGCUUUCCAUUCAUCACCAGCCCUUCAGAGGUGUAUCAUAUUCCUUAAGAUGAGUUGUAGAUAUAGUAUGGUGUAAUAUUUCAAUAUACUAGCAAUACUGCCUUUGGAUCACGGGGUCCCGGGUUUGAUUCGUGGUCAGGUUGCGGAUUUUCUCUACCCAAGGACUGGAUGUUUGUGCUUUCAUCAUUUCAUCAUCAUCAUCAUCAUCAUCAUCAUCAUCUUUCACAGUGGCUGGACUGGGACUGUGUGAAAAUUGGGUCUUUGUACGGGCGCUGAUGACCGCGCAAUUGAGCACCUCAUAAACCAAUCAUCAUCACAUCAGUAUUUCAGCAUAUGCUUGAUGUUGAUUUUGUUGAAUACUCCAUCAAAUAAUGCUACAGAAAUAUUUGGAUUUACCAGUGCAUGCAUCAUAAACAAGUCUUUACUCCACAACUCUUGCCUCUUGACCGGUGAGUUUGUAGUUCAUGACAUGAAAGUGCUGGUCACAAACGUUAGGCUGAUUCUUGAAAAUGUACUCUUUCAGUCAGCUGUAAGUCUAAAUAAUACUGGAAAGUAACCCCCCCCCCCCCCUUGGACAGAUCUUUCAUUUAAUACUUUGAACUGACAAUAACACCCCUUAUCAUGAGCCAAAAUAUAUAACAUCAAAAACAAAAGCUACUUCAUAUAUAUGUACAUUUAAACAAUUUGAGAUAAUUGACAUAUUAGUUGCCUGCUUUUCUCCAGCAUCUUUUCGCUUUCCCCUCCACUCCUCUGUUGGAAAUUUUGUGUGUGUGUGUGUGUGUGUGUGUGUGUGUGUGUGCGUGCCACGGUCUGGUGUGGCAAGAAAAAGAGUAACCCUCCAUAAACACUAGUGUGAUAUGAUAAUGCACAGAACAUUUGGUUUCUGUCUCUCCCACCCCCUCCUUCUUUUCUAGCUUUCUUUAUUUUCUUACCGCCAUAUCUUUUGUUGAUUUUCUCUGACUUCAUAUUUGUGUGUCCUACGUAGUUACUCCUAGUAGGUUCAUGUGUUAUCCUUCUUUACCUCUUAUCUUCGUCUCUCCUGCAUCGCACUUUUCACCACUCUGAUUUUAAACUGUCUUCAGUUUAAUUCCUGUACUCCACAUAUUGACAAGAUAUUGUAAAUAGUAUUGUCUGGUUUCUUCUUAUCCUAUAGUUCUUCAUUUUUGUCACUUUACUCUUCAUUAUUUUUCUUCUGUACCUGGCAAAAAUGUGGAACAAUUAAGACUCAAAACUGUAGUUCAGCCUUUUUUAUCCCUCUGUUUGGUAAAUAUUGUGUGUGGUUCUUUUUUUCUUUUCACAGUGGCAUUUGUGUAUUAAAGACUGUUUAGUCAGUGUUGAAUUAGAAAGUGUUUAAAACGUUAUUUCCAUCUUAUUCAUUAGAUCUACUGCAUCUGAUGUGGUACCCACCUACUUUGAGUUUAAACUACUCCUCAUUCUAUCUUUUUUGUUUUCUCACUUCUCCAUCUCCCAUGUUCUUGUUAUUGUCACUCUUCCACAUUUAUUUAUAAAUUUAAAUUCUCCUUUCUUAGGCUCACAUCACAGUGUCAGAAUUAUUUGACAAAGCAUUUAUAAAAGCUAGGGUCUCUCCCUAACUUUAUAAAAGAUAUGAUGAAAGUACCCCAAUGUAUUGUAAAGUAUUUUGUGAAAUAUCUUUUGUAAAAGUUGAUUGGCAGAUUCUUUUACAGUGGAAUAGGUGCUUUACACUUAUAGUGUGUGCACAGUUAUCAUUUUUUAGUUGUUGAUUGCACACUGUGUUGUGUCUAAAUUUUUGUUUUCACAACUUGUAAGUUGCUUUUAUUUCAUCACUGUUUUCCUCUUUCAUUUCGUGCAGCUUUGCUGUUUAAUUCAAAAGAUGUCUCUUUUUUCCAAUCCUUUCCUAUAUCUUUACAAAUGAAGGACACCUGCUAAUGAAAAGUGUCUUCUGUUUGUAAAAUUAAGCAUCCUGGCUAUUCACAUUUCCCAGAAUGUGUACAUGGACACACACGCACAUGCACAUGCACAGUGGAGUGAGUCAUUACUAUAUCUAAAUGUGCCAUACCCGCCAUUAAACUAUAUGCACAGCUGGGAGCUGUUGGUGAAGUUGAGGAGUCUGGAUCUCAGUAAGAAAUAAGCUUGUUGCCUAAUGCACAGAAUUUUCCCUGUGCAGCCAUUGACAAUAUCAUAACUUAAAAAUUAGAAAAUAAUACUCAAAGUGGUUCGAGCUCUCUUUUAAUUUGAGAUUCUAAUUCUCUGUCAUGUUCAAGUGAGGAGUAAUGUGCCGGAAUUCAUAUUUCAAUUUAUUAUUUUGUUAGAAUAGCUUUCACAGUACACUUGCAGUUUAAUUUGUAUUUCUUUUGUUAAUGUACAAAUUGGUGUUUUCUACGUGAUCGACAAAAAGUCUCAACAAUAUAUUUCCAAAAACAUUUAACUGUAGAUUAAUCCAACCUACACUCAUUUUAUUUGCAUUAGCAAUGCACUUAUGCUUUGCUAUUAAAAUUGGGUUAGCUAGGAAAUUGUAGGGUUGUUCCUCUUGGAUUAAAUGUCUAUAGCCAUAUCUGGCACCUUGAUACUUUUGGUUAUGUGAAUUAUGAACAUUGAGAAUAAACAAAAUUGUAAUAUGUCAUCAAAAGGACAACCUGUCAGGCUUUCUGUGAUGUGCUAUUGUUAUCAUUGCAAAAACUUGAAAUAUCUGUUUUCAAUUUCCUGUCCAGAUGCUGUCAUUAUUUUGCAUUACUAUCAAAUAGUGAAGUUGCUUGUCAUUUGUAAUGACUUCCGUAUUUAAUCAUUACUAUUACAGUAAGACAAAACUAUUCUCAUGAUCACAAUUCACCUCAUUCCUCCCUAUUAUCCAGAAAUACUGCCACAUUAAUGUAUUGCUAUUUUAUUUUAUUUGUGUGUAAAACAUAUAUCAAUAAAGUGUGAAAAGCAUAGAAAUAGUGAGGCCUGGGUACACAUUGUGUACAUUUUAUGUUACAUAAAAUAGGAGUAUUACAUUAGAGCUGAAAUACUCAAUUUUUAAAACUGCUGUAGGUUUCAAGAAUAGAGAACAAAAGUAUGACUUGCUGGAAUUUAAGAAAUCAUAUUGAUGUAAUCUGGUAUGUUGCUCGAGAGCCUCAUCAAUAUUUAUUGCACCAGAAAAGAAUGCAAAUAAGUAACUGUUGGUACAUUCCCUUAUCUUUUUUAAACUCUUUUAUAUACAUAUAAUCAUUUAAGUGAAUUUGCUGGAACCCUUGCUCUCUCAUCCUAUUUAGCAACUGUGAUCACUGUGCCAUAGUCCCCCCCAUUAUUUAUGUCACAUGGUAACUUUGUUUUAUCUGAUAAUAUCUGUAAAUGUGUUAAUUUUGUAGAUCAACAUUUUCAUUGGCUUUAAGUGUUAGCAGACCAUUAUUCUCCAGGGUAACUUUCAUAAGGUAAUAAUCAAAUGCCUCUAAUGAACAUAAUUCUUAUACUGUGUGAUGUCAAGAAGAUGUUUUACUUUAAAUAAUAAUUUAAAUAAUAAAGUAGUAUCGUUGAGCAAACUGUUGACUUUUGCUCAUCUGCAAGCUACAAGAAUAGUAUGUUUUGGAAAAUCACAUUCAUAAGAUGUGACACCAGAAACUGUUUUCUGGUGUCUUCUGAAACAACCUGUGAUAUAUUCGGGUCAUAUCACGGAAAAUACUGUAGCAAGCAGUGGAAAAGUCAAUGAAUGAAAUAUCCUUGAUGAAAUUUGUGCAUUGCUAGCAUGCUGUGUAAACUUGAAUAAUUACUUUUUCCCAAACCAAAUUUGCUGUUAUCUUAUCAGUAGAUAACUCAGCCAAUUCCUGUUGACUGUCAUUUUAAAUGUUGACCCAACAGAGACUGCCUGACACACAUUUUCUCCUUAUUCUCUCAUAUUAUAUUAUUACAAGUUUUGGAAAAAUUUACAUAUAUUGAAUCAUUAAAGAUUGUCUGUAGCUUGAGGACUAGUUCAGCAGUAUGAACUGUGAUAAAAGUAUAAUUCCUGUUUGAAAAUAUGCAAAAAUGUUGGAUAAUGUUGUAACCAAUGUAUAUACUUUUCAGUUAUGAACUGCAUUUAUUGAUAGUUUAUGUAAUUUAAUUACAAUUGAAAAAUGCACUAUUUUUUUAUUGACACACUUCCAUGGAGAGAUGAUGUUGGUACCAUAUAUAUGCAGUGAAUUUGCAUAUUUUGCAUCAUGAUUUUAAAAAUUGCAUUGAGCAUGGCACUGAUUUGUGCAUCAGAGUGUAAUCUGAAUAUUUUUUAUAUGGAGAUACCUUGUACUGUUAUAAAAAUUUAGCUACUUGCUUUUAAUAUUGACCUUGUAAGGUGCUAAUUAAUUUAUUGACUUUCACUGUAUUCAAAAUGCAUUGUUUUAAGCACAGAUUGAGUUGUGCCUGUUUGAGCACACAAAAAAAUUCAUGUAUAACAUUGAAUAAAAGACACCAUUCUAAAGUUAA
Molecule: messenger RNA, 8255 nt
Organism: Schistocerca gregaria
Lineage: Eukaryota; Metazoa; Arthropoda; Insecta; Orthoptera; Acrididae
Gene: ktub
Product: protein king tubby
Exons: 9
Coding region: 98-1345 (415 amino acids)
Biological process (GO): protein localization to cilium
Cellular component (GO): cilium
Source: RefSeq, a predicted model, not a curated record